Messenger RNA from Drechmeria coniospora, 528 nucleotides. RefSeq names its product Ribonuclease P/MRP, subunit POP7. Gene Ontology annotation, molecular function: RNA binding. The transcript has 2 exons. Bases 1 to 528 code for a protein of 175 amino acids. Gene Ontology annotation, cellular component: nucleolar ribonuclease P complex; ribonuclease MRP complex. Lineage: Eukaryota; Fungi; Ascomycota; Sordariomycetes; Hypocreales; Ophiocordycipitaceae. Gene Ontology annotation, biological process: tRNA 5'-leader removal; nuclear-transcribed mRNA catabolic process, RNase MRP-dependent; rRNA processing. The record is from RefSeq and is a predicted model, not a curated record.
AUGAUGGCUUCGCCAGAGGAUGGCACGGCGCCGGCUUCAUCGACGGCGCCGGCAAAGGGCGAGAUCAAAAAGCUCUCUCCCCUACCCAAGGGUGCGACGAUGCAAAAACGUCCACUCACGCGGCGGCAGGUGACGGCCUCGGUCAAGACAGCCGUCAUCUACGUAUCGUCCUCGAUGCCCUUUAUGUCGGCGGUGAAGCGGGUGCAGAAGCAGCUCCUCAAGUUCCACCGCAACGCCACCCGGGCGGCGCCGAGGUACGCUUCCCUGCAGGCUCGCGUCGAAUCUCUCAAGCGCGACUGCGAUGCCGGAAUUCCCUUGGACGGCACGCAAGUCACGCUGUUGGGCACGGGUCGCGCGGUGGAGAAGACUCUGGCCAUUGCGAGCUGGUUCCAGCAGAGGGGCGAUUGCGUGGUGAAGAUGACGACGCGAACCGUGGGCACCGUGGAUGAUGUGGUGACGGUCGAGGGCGAGGACGAGAGCCGUCUACGGAUGUUGAGCUGUCUCGAGGUCGUGUUGCGUCUCAAGUGA